Molecule: messenger RNA, 3262 nt
Organism: Vitrella brassicaformis
Lineage: Eukaryota; Vitrellaceae
Source: the annotation of a GenBank genome assembly
CACAAAUCACAACCGCCACGCACGCAGAGAGAGAGAGAGAGAGAGAUGAGGCAAACGACUUAUCAGCUGAUGACGGCUUAUCUAUCGUCCCUGAUCCCCCCACUUAGCAUGCGCCCGCCAGUCGGGCACAACCCUGUCCAUCAUAUUGACAAACUGGUGCAUCGCCUCACGACAUGGCAGGCCAUCCAGAGCGUGCCAUGCCGACCACUUCGAGCGCUCCACCUAGACACAGACAUACACACACGUCUCUUUGUGUGUCUGCCAUCAGUUGACGUUACAAUGUUGAGAAAAGACGGCGGCUCUGGGCGGUCGUCACCGGCUGUCGCCUGCUUGUACAACUACAUACAUCCACGCAGACAGACAGACAGGAGACACACCCGAGGGCAGGCAAUCCUCUGUCUCUAUGUCUCUCGGUCUCUUCGCCGUACGGCGUAUAGUUUGAGCUUCUGGUCGUUGGUGACGUGCACGCCCGGCAGCUCCCUGCGGCCCUCAACGACGUCCAGCGCAUACUCCCAUGCUAUCGGGAACUCCCUCUCAUAUCGAUGCUCCUGCACACAGGCAGAUGUGAAGAGGGACACGUAUGCCCACGAACUCAUCCGUCUUUCUAUGUCUACUUCGGACGACAGGACAAGGUCCGCUCGUGGGAUGGUUGGUCUUUCGGGGAUGAGGAAGUCGGCCGCUGCUGCUGCUGACGACAACAUAUGUUCAAGUCGCGUCGGCUGCCUUCCCUCAUCUCUGCACACGAGCAUGGACAAGUUCUUGUUGCUGGAGACACUCGUUGAAGCGCACCUCUCUUCGAGUGUUGGGAUCUCAUCCACGCGGUCCUCCCCGACCCCCUCUUCAACCAUGGCUGCCACCUGUGUCUUCUUGCUCUCGCCCCCCAUCACGCCACUCAUCGCCACUUGCAGCUUCUUGUCCUCCCCAGACGGUUGCUGUCGCCCGUCAGUCAUCCCAUCCAUUGCCACCUGGGUCUUCUUCUCUUCUGUCUGGGCGGCCGGCUGCUUUUUGUCCUCAGAUACCCACUCACGAGAAAACGCACCCAAGAUACGCAUUCGCGGGGCGGUGGAAGCAUCUGUUAAGAUGAGAGAAGAGACAUGUCUAGGUCUGUAUGUGUUUGUUGGUAUCUCUGACGCACCUCUGCUGGCGAGUGGGGUUGGCGCUGAUGUGGGAGGAGGCUGUGGCAGGUCUAUCGGCACGGACGGAUGAUCCAGUGUGCGAUUGGUGUCCCUGAAUGACUGCAACACACAAGCAGAGACACGAUCUAUUGGAGACGCUAAACAAGCAGACAAUAGGCAUGUGCACGUACCUGGUAUGUGAGCUGCUGUGUGUUGUUGGUCAUGUCGUGCAGCCGCUGAAUCAGCAGCGAUGACGCCGGCGUGGGCAGAAGGGCCUUGGGCGUGUAGCCGUGGAUCGCCAGCUCGUGUCUGAGUUGUGUGAAGUCGGCUCUGACGAUACCCAGUGCAUUGGCGAGCUCUCUCAGCGUGGCGUGGGCUGCCUCUCUGUAGUGAUAGAGCACAUCGACGCGGGACAUGAUCUCGCGAAGCACCUUGUGCAUGUCGCCUAAACACGUAUACGUAUACAAUACAUACGUACACACGGACAUACACACGUAUACGUACCAACAUUCAUGUGUACGAUAUUGUUUCGUUCUUUUCGUCUACCUUCUUGGCUGUUCUUGACUUCUAGGUAUGAAGUCAUCUCAUGCAGCGCCUGGAGUCUCGCCCGGUCGUCAGACCUGCUGAUGAUGCAUCCACUUCAUUGAUUCAGUGAUUGAUUCCCUUGGUGAGUCACCUUUCGACAGUGAGUGCUUCGAUCGAUCGCUUCAGCUGCCGCACACAGUGAACCAGCAUCAGGCUCUCACUGUGCGGUGAGCCAUCACCUCUUUCCCCAUCUCUCUCAUCCCCUCUUUCACUGCACACAGCACAGCUAUUCAAUACACAAGAGUGUCUCAUCUGUCUGGUGGAAGCUAUCUGUGUGCUGACAUGGUGGUGUCUAGGGCCAGCAUGUGUCCCUGCAGAGCACUCUGUGUGGCAAAGAAGGCCGCGUCGCUCAGCGCCUCCUCGUGUUUGGCAAUCAGCUGGUGGAAUGAAUCCGCGCGCUUCUCCAACGCGAGAAGACGGAGCUCACAACCUGCCGGCACAAACACAGAGAGAGAGGGAGACAUGCACGAAGGAGAGGACGACAUCGUGUGUGGUAAGGACAGGUACCUUUGAUCUUCUGUGACGGAUCAGUGUCACUCAGAGGAUUGACAGCCCGCUUGAUCGUGUCCGCAUGCUUCAGACAAAACUCCGAGAAUUGGUCGAACAGCCCCGCCCUCUCCUGUUGGAUAGUAUUCUGCAGCGUCACGAAGUCUCUUUUGGCGAUGGCAAUGUCCUCCCUCAAGCCGCCCAGCUGCAGCUGCACGGCGCGGUAGCACUCGUCGAGGCCCGACGUGCCGGGAUCGGGAAAGUUAUCGCCGAACUUGGAGAUGAAGAGGUCGUGUUCCGCCUGCAGCACGUCCAGCUGAUUCUUGAGAGCCGCCACCGUCUUGCUGUCAGUUUCGGCGUCGGUGUGGCCCUCCCUUGGUUGAAAUGGCAUCGGCAUUUGUGCUUCGUCUGGGGGACGGUGGAUGACUUCCUCCCGAACAGCAACAGGCUCUGUGUGUCCUCUCGAAAGCCGUCUGUCGAGAACAUGUGGCCGUCUGUCGCUGCCCAUAAUCCCUCUCACGGCCUCGGUGCACCACUCGACGCGCGGAAAGAGUGUGUCCUCACACUGGCGGAUAAAGGCCGACAGCGCCCCCACUUCAUUCCACAGGCUGGUGAACUCCUCCGAGAGAAUAGUGCCGUCCUCGGCUGUCCUUGGUUUGCGUGGAGGUCGCUGAUUGAGCGCCCUGGCCCACGAAUGCUGCGCGUUGGCCGCCGUCUUCUUGAUGGAUUCCGUCGCUUCUUCUGUCAUUUCCCUUAUCUGCUGCUCGCAAGCGGCCACAUAGCUGCUGAGCUGUUCCUUGGCUUGGUCAGUCUCCCGGAAGCACUUCGCCAUCUCUUCCCGAAUCGCCUUUUUGCCCUCCUCGACGCACUCGCGAACAACACUCUCGAUAUCCGCUCGCGAUAUGGGCACGGGAGCGCUGGAUAGACGCUGUAUCUGGCUCUGUAGCUGAGCCACCUGAUCUGUGAGCGACGCCACUUGUGACUGGAGGUGCUGAAGCUCAUGAUUUGGCUGCGUGUCUUCAUGUCCUUGGUCAUCCAUUGCGAGAGUGAAGGCCGGGGCCGCCGGAAUAGAGUCC